This is a messenger RNA of Rhagoletis zephyria (snowberry fruit fly), 2371 nucleotides long. RefSeq names its product glucose dehydrogenase [FAD, quinone]-like. Lineage: Eukaryota; Metazoa; Arthropoda; Insecta; Diptera; Tephritidae. Gene Ontology annotation, molecular function: flavin adenine dinucleotide binding; oxidoreductase activity, acting on CH-OH group of donors. The record is from RefSeq and is a predicted model, not a curated record.
AACUGAGUAAAACGCUCUGUACGUUCAUACGCAACAAAUGUCUGCACCCAUUUUACACGCGCACUGUCCCAAUCCCUCUGUGGGCACGUUGAACAACUUGCUGGGCUCCCUGUUACAAACGCUCAUCACAGCACAAUGUGCAAUAUCUGCAAAGCAGAACUGGCCCGAGGACUAUGGCGAUUUGGCGCUGGAAAAGGGCUUGGAGACGUACGACUUUGUUGUGGUUGGCGCUGGGUCGGCAGGUUCAGUUGUUGCUAGUCGUUUGAGUGAGAACCGCAACUGGAAGGUGCUCGUGUUGGAGGCCGGCGGUGAUCCUCCACAGGAGUCUGAUAUUCCCAGUUUAUACUCAUACGCAAUGUUGACGAAUAACACCUGGAACUACUACACUGAGCCACAGACAUCCGCCUGCUAUGCGGCGCGUGAUCGCUCAUGCUACUGGCCUCGCGGUAAAAUGAUUGGCGGCACGGGCGGUAUAAAUGGUAUGCUUUUUGUGCGUGGAAAUCGACGCGACUUCGAUAGCUGGCUUGCGAAAGGUAAUGUAGGCUGGGGUUGGAAUGAUGUGCUGCCCUAUUUCCAAAAAGCUGUAACGCCGGUCGGAAAUAGCACCAAUCCAAUGGGACAUGUCGUACUUAACGACUUCAAUUUCUACUAUGAUGAUAUAUUGAAUUUGGUUUGUAACGCCUCGGCGGUGCUGGGCGUACCGCGCGUCCAGCGGAUCGGCGAUGAUGGCGCUGCUAUUGGUUGUACACGCGUGCCUGGCACGGUGGAAAAUGGCAAACGUAUGAGCACAGCCAAAACAUACUUGGGACGUGCCCGUCAGCGCCCCAACUUGCAUGUUAUAAAGAACGCACAUGUCACAAAGAUCAACUUCGAUACUAGUGGGCGACGCGCUGUGUCGGUGUCAUUCGUAUUACGAGAUAGAUACAAAAUGUCGGCGAGAAUUCAGCGUGAGCUAGUGGUUUCAGCGGGCACAAUCGAGUCUCCUAAGCUACUAAUGCUGUCGGGAGUAGGACCGAGGGAGCAUCUGAAUAGUUUGCAAAUACCAGUGCUGCAUGAUUUACCUGUUGGCAACAACCUGCAGGAUCAUCUAAUGACCUUGCUGUAUUUUAAGUUGCAGGCGCGUCCGAAGGAGCGCAAUGGGCAAGCUAAAAUCAUGGAAAACAUGUUUAACUAUCUGAUGUAUGGCAAAGGCCCGCUCUCUAGUCAUUCCACCACUUCAGUAGUGAGUUUCGUCAAUACAGUGCCAAAUAGUAACGUAACGUACCCUACCACGGAAUUCCACAAUAUCUUCUUUCACUACAGCGACAUUGAUGCUGUGAAGCUUUCCACAGAUAUCUCCGCUAUGCAACCACAGUACGCUAAUUAUUUAAGCAACAUUAUAAACCAAACUGAUAUGAUGAAUAUAUUCAAUGUACUCUCGCAUCCAAAAUCGACAGGACUGGUGCGCCUAAGUAGUAGGAACUAUAAGGACAAUCCGCGCAUUAUACCCAACUACCUUGAUGAUCCCGAGGAUUUGGAGAGUAUGUUGCGCGGAGUGCGUUUCCAGGAACGUCUUGUGCGUACUCAUGCCUACCGCGCUGUAAAUGCCACUAUUCUGCGUAUACCUAUAAAGGAAUGUGAUAAAUGGGUAUAUAGAAGUGAUGCCUAUUGGCGCUGCUACAUUAAAUACUUCUCCACAACGUCAUUCCACGUAACAGGCACUGUGAAAAUGGGCCCAUCUGGCGAUUCCACUGCGUGUGUUAGUCCUCGGCUACGACUGCGUGGCGCUUGGAAUGUGCGCGUCGCUGAUGCAAGCAUUAUGCCUGACGUGGUGAGCGCGAAUACGAAUGCAGCGACCAUUAUGAUUGCGGAACGCGCCGCGGACUUCAUAAAGGACGACUGGACGCCAUUGGACGCAAAGGGAUAAUAACGCUGGGCGGGUGGUUCUGUAUUUUCUAUGUUAGAGCCGGAGCCCAGUAAGAUAUAUGUAUAUGUAGAUUUGUAAUAGAAAUAGAAUCGCGGCUCCCUCAUUUGAUCACUUUUUUCCUAAUGUUAUCGUAUUCUAAUUAUUGCGGAUUAAUAAACGAUUUAUUUGCAAUUUUUUUUUUGUCCUUUGUGUCAAUGGCGAACCACAAGAAACUAUUUAUUUCGUUUUGACCUCUUUCUUUUUGCAUAUACAGAAUCCUUUCACUCUUACUUGAGCCCUUAUUUGAACAUGUUCCGCUGCUUUCCUGAUGACCGCAGGGCCUGGGUUCAAGCCCGGUGCAAACCAACAUCAAACAAGUAAAUAAGUAUAAGCUCGGGCGAAGCCAAACUUUAUAUACCCAGCGCAGGUAUCAAAUAUCGUCGUUUCAACUUUCUCUAAACUACCCUUGCAUGAUAAGUAGGGGUG